Molecule: messenger RNA, 31054 nt
Organism: Perognathus longimembris pacificus (Pacific pocket mouse)
Lineage: Eukaryota; Metazoa; Chordata; Mammalia; Rodentia; Heteromyidae
Gene: Zbtb20
Product: zinc finger and BTB domain containing 20
Exons: 9
Coding region: 4759-6984 (741 amino acids)
Biological process (GO): regulation of transcription by RNA polymerase II
Molecular function (GO): RNA polymerase II cis-regulatory region sequence-specific DNA binding; protein binding; DNA-binding transcription factor activity, RNA polymerase II-specific
Source: RefSeq, a predicted model, not a curated record
CCUCUUGUUAAGGCAGGAACUUAACUACUACAUUCUAAUUCCUCCCUCCCCCCAAAUAAAGCAAAUGACAGGUUAUCUGUGAAAACAAACACAGGGUAUUUGUUUUUGGUUCGUUUUCAUCAACUCUCGAGGGUGAGCAAACAAAUAAAAUAAAAAUAAAAAGGAAAGAAACCCACUUAAUGUAUCCAUAGAACAUAUAGCACACCCUGAGAUAUUUCUGAGUCAACCUACUGAUUUUACUUAAACAGAUACAGGCAAGCGGAGUAAAUGCUGGUGAGCCAGUCUCUGAACCAAAGUGUUAACCGUGUAUCAAAAACUCAGCAGCCUUUAUUCAGAGCUGAACUGAAGGCAGAUGAAAUAUUAACAGCAGUUCUAGCAGCACAAAAUGAAAUAUGAGAUCCUGUAUCAGAAAUUAUUAGUAACCUGUUAAAAGAAAUGCUGAAAAAUGGCAGUUACCAAAUUAAAACUGGGAAACAGAGCCCAAAUGGGAAAUUUCAAAAAGUUUGGAGGAAAAUAAAUGACAGAUUGUCCUCUUGGCUCUUAUUACUAUGCCAUCCUAAAUCCUACUUGGCACUAGCUGGUAGAGGUGAAAUAAGAACUGCAUCUCUGCCAGUACCGGUCCUCAAAUUUGUAGUCCUAAAUGUCUGUGAUGGGGUCUUGGAUUGAUUGGAGAAGUAGUUGGAAGUUGAUAGCAUUUGAGCUUUAUCUAAAUUGAAGAGCCUAGAGACUCUUAUUAUGAAAGGCUUCCUCUCAUUUGUGAAUUGGCCCCUUUGCUCCACUUUUGGAUGGCUGGCUUCCUCCAUGCCGAGCUACACUAAAUGUUCUACAUGGGAAAGCUAUUCUCCUUAAAUGCCUCCAAAUUUAAAGUGUCUAUGUGAAUAUGUUAGUGUUUAUGACUCAAAAUAUCUAACAUCAAAAAGAGAAAGAGAAGGGAUACAAAUACAAAAUACCAGGUAGUAAAUGAAGGAAAUAUUUUUUUUCUGCCAGUAUCUAAAAGCAGAUAAAUUACUAUAAGCAGAGUUACUCAGUAUUGGAUGCCAGAGGGGGGGAGGAUGGAAGGAAAUGAGCUAUAGAACCAUAGGAUCUUAGUGUUGGCAGAGACCAUGCAGUUCAUGCAGUCCUACCCUAUCAUUUUUCAAUGAAGGGACUGAGACAUGGGGAGUUAAGGGACUUGACUUGCCCAAGACACAUAGUUGUUUACUGACAGUCAUGCCAAAAACAUUUCCCAACUCCCUGUCCAGGACUCUGCUGUUCAGCAUGCUACUGCCAUUCUACUGAAAAUUAACACUAACACAGCCAGGAACAGGGAAGAAUUCUGCAUCUGUGGGGAACAGGGGAAAAGAUACAUUUAGAGGUGGCUAUCACUAUGAGAAACGAAAGAAAAAACAAAUGGUUUUCCUUUGUCACUAACUGGCCAUGUUUUGGCAAACCAUUUUGUGUCAGGUCACUCCCUGCCUCAUGCCUCUCUAUGAAAAAAGAAGAAAUAAUUUGGUUAUAAUCUCACAGUUUAUUUUGUGUUCAGGUAUGAUUUACUUGAAGAUCUCUUAGUCAUACAUGCUAUCCCCAGAGGUAGAUUGGUUUGUGAAUGGCAUUGCUAUUUAACUCCUGCUAGUUAAUUGAGACUAAAUUUCUCCAACCGUGAUAUAUAUUCCAGAGUUCUCGUGUGUGUGUGUGUGUGUGUGUGUGUGUGUGUUGGCUGGAAAGGUUGAUCUAGUCCAUGGGACAUUCCUGAUUAAGAAUGAGAAGUAACUUUCAGAUGUAAGAAGUAAACUUCUCCUAAUACUUGUAUUCUGCUAGCCUCUUGGAAAACCUAGGCCACGUAUACAACUGUUACUUAAGUUUCUAAGUUAAGUGAAAGAAUUUUCUUUUAUUUUAGAAGCACAGAGUAAUCUGAAGUAAACCAAGAAAAUAUAAAAUAAAAAUUCUCCAUAGAAUCCUUUCUGAAACAAAACAUAGGUUUGUGUUGGUUUUUGGUUUUUUUUACAUCAAUCAAGGUUUUUCAGAACAGAGUAACCAGAACUGAGAGAAUCAGACAACAUGAUGAAAUCUACAGAUGGAAGGUUUUGCCUGAAAAGCGAUUAUUAUGGACAUGAGAGGGCUCAGGAGUGGGUAGGAUUUGAGUUGUAAAGGAGGGUAGCUGAAACAAGAGAAGAUAAUGCUUGACCAGGUCUAGUAAAAUAUUCCCUGCCACAACCACUGUUCCAUGAAGAGAUUGAGCCAAGAGGCCUGAAUAAACUAACCUUAAGUUCAGAGUUGCCAUUAUUGUGGGAGGCAUCAGGAAGAGCACAUCCGGCCUUGUGUUACACAGUAAUCACUGCUGGGUGUCAGCAUUCAUCAGCCAGAUGGUCAGACCCACAAUUAAUCAAUUAGACUGGGAUGAUCAACUGGACUAAGUUUUCCCCUUUGGUAAAAGCCCUCAUCAUGCGGUCAAGGCCAAUAGUACUUUUAUCCUGUUGCUUUUGGAGAGGCUCCUAAAUUUUUCUCUUUUUUAGGCCUCUCGUAACUGAACAUGUUAGGCUCUAAAUUGUUUCCACAACACAGAUACCCCAAACCAAGGUUUGUACAUAAUGUAUUUUCAAGUAUACUGUUUCACAUUAAUAAAACUUAAGUUUUUGAAGGCAAGAUUGUAUACAAGGUGAUUCAGAUAUUUUCCAGAGUCUUCCUAUUGAUUUUGCCCAAUCCAGUGUAAAUAAUGGCAAGGGAUUUGUCUCCUAACUUCUAAUAACAUAAUAAUCAAAUAUGAUAUAGCAAGUCAUAGAAUGUUCACCAUAAGACAGAGACUGCUGUGACAAGCAUGGAUAAACAUUGGCCAAGACUUUGUAAUACUUCAGUGGAGAUAAUAAUAUUUCCCUUCCAACAAAAGUAAACUGAGACUAGAAAGCUCAUUAGUCAUUCAGUAAGAAUAUUGAGAUUAUUUAAUACUCUGGGAUGAAAACAUAAUGAAAUUUAUCGUAUUUUUUUUUACGUUUUCAUGUUUGUGAGUCUGAGGAAUAACAAUAAGGGAUAUAUUCUGUGUCUUCAUUACUCAUCUUUAAAAAAGUUUUUAAAAAAUUUUUUGUUUCCUGGAUGGGUUGAUUUUCUUGUUUUCUAUGCUUAGCUGCUCCAUAUCAGUGGAUUUGCAAUUAUUUCCUUCAUUUCGGCAUUAUUACUUCUCAUUCUCAGCUUCCACUACCUCAAUAUCCUUGUCUAGAAAUAUGAGACCUUUAAUUCUGUUAUGAAUGCCACAACUUUUUACCAGUUCACUUAUAGGGCAAUAUGUACCCUCUAGACCCAGGUAUCUAACACAAAUUUAUGUUUCUGUGCUGAACCUGUUUUGUCCCUCUUUCAUUUCACUCUCUUCCUGCUAUAGUACAGUGCACAGGACAGAUAGAUGUUUGAAAAUCCUACUGGUAGGAAACACCACUUCCUUAUGGAGCUUAUACUGACCUCAUUAGGUAGAAAAACAACACAGUGCCAUAGUUCCCUUGUAUAUUGUCAGUAAACUUUUUGAGUGUCUCUCUUUUUCUCUACCCUUUAACUUAUUUAGCAAGUGCUUCUCUUUGACCAUUUCAUACAAGUUGCACAAGAAUAACCUUGGGCUAGAAAUAAACCUUAAACAACAUAUCAAGCUCCUCCUUAUACAUAUAUUAUUUUAGGAGGAUGAGACUUCUCUUGCAAUCAGCUAUGGCACUUUGCUUUGUAUUUGUUUUGUGACUUAGCAAAUUGGGAAAACGGUACUAAAAUACCAAGAUAGUAUUUAGGCAACUGUUUUUUCCUCCUUUCAGGUUCAAAAGCACACAGAAGCAUAGGUGUUUCUGUAAUCUUUGUGAGCACCUUUGUGAGUUCUGCCAGUACCUUCCUUUUCUGACUGUGACAGUAUUCUGUUCUUGCUAUGUUUGGCAAUCAGCUGUUUUGUUCUGCUUUUCCUUUUUCUGUAGUUCUAUAAUCUUCCCCCCUGAUGGGGCUCUGUCAUUUUGAUGUGCACUAUCCCUGUAUAUUGGACAGUUGAGCUCUGCCAUCUAGGCUGCCUUUCUGCUUCACUUUGCUCCUGACCUAAACCCCCCCUGCUAUUCCAGGCCUGGCCUCUCAUGACCAGAGACUGCUGACUCAUCCUGGCCUGUGCCAAGCUGUGCAGUCGCUUAGUGAUGUGGACAGGAGUCGAAGGACUAGAAUGAGAUCACUGAACUCAUUUCACUUGUUGCUUACGGUACAGUCCAGCAUGAGCUGGAAAUGUAGGAACCUCAGCCUCCCGAGCAGAAAGACACUCUGGAACACUGUGAACUCGACAAACUAAUCAAAGCAGGGAGCUUAACGGCCAGGCCUGGACACUCUCAAGAGACUGUGCUGAUUCUCAGCCGUCACUCCUUGGAUCAGGAACCAAGUCCUGCCGUGGCUGGCACUUUUCCUCUUUGUGUGAGAGAAAGAGAAUUGGCUGGAGUAACACCUCACUCAUCGUACAGUGGACUUGAAACACGGCAUUGAAAGUACCUUGACCAUCAUUCUGUCACCUGCCCUCCCCCUUUAUAUGCGGCUGCUCUCUGUCCCCUGCCCCAAUGAACAUCUGCACUAGGCCCAAGCCUUGGACUGACUUACCUGAAGAGUGACACCAUUUGUUUGGAAACUACUAUGAGGAAACUGAAGCCCAGAGAGGUGAAGUGAGGUGCCCAAGGCCACACAGCAAAUUAGAGGCACAGCUAGUACCAUAGCUCAAGUCUCCUGACUCCCAGUCCAGUGCUCCUCCCAUUACUCCACGGGUCCUGUCUCUAAGCUUCCUGACAAAUGCUAGAACGGAAGAAACCCAAGACAGCUGAAAACCAGAAGGCAUCUGAGGAGAAUGAGAUUACUCAGCCGGGAGGAUCCAGCGCCAAGCCGGGCCUUCCCUGCCUGAACUUUGAAGCUGUUUUGUCUCCAGACCCAGCCCUCAUCCACUCAACACAUUCACUGACAAACUCUCACGCUCACACCGGGUCAUCUGAUUGUGACAUCAGUUGCAAGGGGAUGACCGAGCGCAUUCACAGCAUCAACCUGCACAACUUCAGCAAUUCCGUGCUCGAGACCCUCAACGAGCAGCGCAACCGUGGCCACUUCUGUGACGUGACGGUGCGCAUCCACGGGAGCAUGCUGCGCGCCCACCGCUGCGUGCUGGCCGCCGGCAGCCCCUUCUUCCAGGACAAGCUGCUGCUGGGCUACAGCGACAUUGAGAUCCCGUCGGUGGUGUCGGUGCAGUCAGUGCAAAAGCUCAUUGACUUCAUGUACAGCGGCGUGCUACGGGUCUCCCAGUCCGAGGCGCUGCAGAUCCUCACGGCCGCCAGCAUCCUGCAGAUCAAAACUGUCAUCGAUGAGUGCACACGCAUCGUGUCCCAGAACGUGGGGGACGUGUUCCCCGGCAUCCAGGACUCGGGCCAGGACACCCCGAGGGGCACCCCGGAGUCAGGCACGUCGGGCCAGAGCAGCGACACGGAAUCGGGCUACCUGCAGAGCCACCCACAGCAUAGCGUGGACAGAAUCUACUCGGCCCUCUACGCCUGCUCCAUGCAGAAUGGGAGCGGGGAGCGCUCCUUCUACAGCGGUGCUGUGGUCAGCCACCACGAGACAGCGCUGGGCCUGCCCCGCGACCACCACAUGGAAGACCCCAGCUGGAUCACACGCAUCCAUGAGCGCUCGCAGCAGAUGGAGCGCUACCUGUCCACCACCCCUGAGACCACGCACUGCCGCAAGCAGCCCCGGCCCGUGCGCAUCCAGACCCUGGUGGGCAACAUCCACAUCAAGCAAGAGAUGGAGGACGACUACGACUACUACGGGCAGCAAAGGGUGCAGAUCCUGGAGCGGAACGAAUCCGAGGAGUGCACAGAAGACACCGACCAGGCCGAAGGCACCGAGAGCGAGCCCAAAGGGGAAAGCUUCGACUCCGGGGUCAGCUCCUCCAUAGGCACCGAACCUGACUCGGUGGAGCAGCAGUUUGGGGCCGGGGCAUCGCGGGAUGGCCAGGCAGAGCCCGCACAACCUGAGCAGGCCACGGAAGCCCCCGCGGAGGGUGGUGCUCAGCCAAACCAGCUGGAAACAGGUGCCUCCUCCCCCGAGAGAAGCAACGAGGUGGAGAUGGACAACACAGUCAUCACCGUCAGCAACAGCUCCGAUAAGGGCAUCCUGCAGCAGCCUUCCGUCAACACAUCUAUCGGGCAGCCAUUGCCAAGUACCCAGCUCUACUUACGCCAGACAGAAACCCUCACCAGCAACCUGAGGAUGCCUCUGACCUUGACCAGCAACACACAGGUCAUUGGCACAGCUGGCAACACCUACCUGCCAGCCCUCUUCACUACCCAGCCCGCGGGCAGCGGCCCCAAGCCUUUCCUCUUCAGCCUGCCACAGCCCCUGACAGGCCAGCAGACCCAGUUUGUGACGGUGUCCCAGCCGGGCCUGUCCACCUUUACUGCACAGCUGCCAGCGCCACAGCCCCUGGCCUCCUCCGCAGGCCACAGCACAGCCAGUGGGCAAGGCGAAAAAAAGCCUUAUGAGUGCACUCUCUGCAACAAGACUUUCACCGCCAAACAGAACUACGUCAAGCACAUGUUCGUACACACAGGUGAGAAGCCCCACCAAUGCAGCAUCUGUUGGCGCUCCUUCUCCUUAAAGGAUUACCUAAUCAAGCACAUGGUGACACACACAGGCGUGAGGGCCUACCAGUGCAGUAUCUGCAACAAGCGCUUCACCCAGAAGAGCUCGCUCAACGUGCACAUGCGCCUCCACCGCGGGGAGAAGUCGUACGAGUGCUACAUCUGCAAGAAGAAGUUCUCCCACAAGACGCUCCUUGAGCGACACGUGGCCCUGCACAGCGCCAGCAACGGGACCCCCCCUGCAGGCACACCCCCAGGGGCCCGCGCCGGCCCGCCGGGCGUGGUGGCCUGCACGGAGGGCACCACCUACGUCUGCUCCGUCUGCCCAGCUAAGUUUGACCAAAUCGAGCAGUUCAACGACCACAUGAGGAUGCAUGUGUCUGACGGAUAAGUAGUUCUCUUUCUCUCUUUCCUAUGAACAACACAAAAAACGACAACAACAACAAAGAAAUAAACAAACAGAGCUAUGGCACUAGAAUUUAAGAAAUGUUUUUGGUUUUUGUUUUGACCUUCUGUUUUUGUUUUUGUGUUUUGUUUUUUGUUUUUUUUUUUUCGUUUAUUUUGUACUACAUGAAGAACUGUUUUUUGCCUGCUGGUACAUUACAUUUCCGGAGGCUCGGGGGGACCUUGGUUCUCCCGGUCUCCCCCGGAUGGUGGCCUUAAGGCCCGGUAGUGCUUCAAGAGCUCCACUGGUUGGAUCUCUAGCUACUGGCCUCUAAAUACAACCCUUCUUUACAAAAAGAAAAAAGAAAAAAAAUCUCUAAAAAAAAAAAAAAAGUAAAAAAAAAAAAUUUUUUUUUUCACUUGUGAAGAGCACUACAAAAUAUAUAACAAAAUCUAAAAGGCCUACUGUCUUUAAGUACACCGCUUGCAGUGUUUCAGUGGACAUUUUCACAAUUCUGGCCGCUUGGAUUUCAUAGUAACCAGUUUAAAAGAAAAAACAAACACAAAAACUGUGGAAAAAUCACUUCUGGUUGAAAACCCAGAGGAAAGGCCCUGCUGUUUUCCACCUACCACCAUGUCUGAUUUCACACAAGGGCUGUGGGGUGGGAGGGGGCUGUGGGCUCAGUGCUGUGGAAAAGAACAUGGCAUGGCAGGCUUCUCUCCCCCAUUGGGCCCAGUCGGCCCUGGCUCACCUCCUCCACCCACACCCCCUGUCAGCAGAAGCCAGGAAGACUUGGACAAGCAACAAGCAACAGUGGCUAUCGUAAUUUAUUCAGUGUCUUCGCUGAGCCACAGCCUCAGCACAAUCAAGAGGGACUUUCAUGAAAGGCAGGAAUGCAGAUUAAACAAAGAUAUCAGAGAUUUGCACCUAUGUUUCUAGGUACAAGAGAAGGAUUAUUUCCAACAAUCUUUGCAAAAAAAAAAAAGUGUCAGGAUAUAUUCUUGUGGAAGAGAAAAAGAAAGAGAAAUGGAGGGUGGGGGGAACAAUAAAAUGUUCUUGAGGCUUUUUUAAUUCAAAAUUUUAUAGAGGGGCAAAGUGACGUUUACCAGAUAGAAUGCUGAUUUUUUUAAUAUAUUUACAACAGUAUUUGUGUAAAAAAAAAAACAAAAAAAAAGUGAGAUUGUUAAAAGUAAUUUUUUUUGUUUUGGUUUUGCAUACACUGCCACCAAUCCCUUCUCUUUUAUUUCACACGCAUAUAUAUAUAUAUAUAUUUUUUUUUUUGGUAAGUCAAGACUGUUAAGGUUAGCGAUACUGCUUCCAGAUAGAAAGACUAAAAAGCAACUAAAGUUAUAUUUGAAAGAGAGGAAGGUUAUUUUCUUCAUAUUUUUUUUAUUUUUCUUAAUUUUUAUUAUUUUAAGUAUUGCCUGGGUUUAUGGGGGGGAGGGCUCUAUAGGCCCCACCCAUCCCUGCUGUAAUUUGAACUGCUGCUUUGUAUUUUGAUAUGUAGUUCCUUGAAUUUUAGCAAGCUUAAGUUACUCUGCUCAUUCAUCUAGAAGUCUAUUGUUUUUCAUAGGAGGGACUUUAUCUUUUAGAAGCAGAUUUUUGUGCUUCUCCAAAAUUUCAUUGAGCUUUUAGGAUUCUAUCAUUUCUAUUGACUUUGCUAUGUUACUUGGAUGAUACACUAUAGUAGGUCUAUAGAUCUUGACAAAUGGAUUUGAUUCUUUUGUGGUCAGCCAGGAGGAGGACUUCACAGAACUCUGCCAUCCCUGCUCGCCCUUCAUAACUGCAAGCAUUAUUAUGGGAAGCCUGUUACAAACCAUGAUGCAUAGAUGCCAAAAUUUCUUUCUUCCUUUCAAAUAUUACCUUCUGACUCUUUCCACCAUGGCUAAGAGGGCUAAAUAAGAUGAUCAUUCCUUAGAUGACAUGCAUAGAUAUCCUUGCUAUUUUGGAAAAGUCUUAAGGAAAUUUACAGUUUCCCUGUCAAUUUUCAUCACUCAAAAAGACCACCAAUCUAUUGCAUCAUGCCAGAUGCCCCUUUCUCUUCCUUAGUUGAGAUUUCUUUCCUUGGUCUUGAUCAAGAAGUCAUAAUGGAGAUUUUUCCAUUAUACACAGUGUCCUGAAAGGAUUCCAAUUCAAACAUAGGACUUUUUAAACUUAACUAAUACUCCCAAAGUGAUUUCAUUACUGGGCAUGGUUUAACACACUUAAAAAGAAAAAUGCAUCUUUAAACAAAGCAGAAACACUAAACUUCAAUUUUGUAACGAAGAAAAAAGAGGAUAUUUUAGUUUCAAAAUUACUCUACAUUUUAAUUUAAUUUUCCAGUUAGUGUUUUAUUUACAAAAACUGCCACAAACGAAGAAAAAUCUUCCAAGGCAAGCAACUCUAUAAUGACUAAAUUGGUUUUAUUCAUAUAUUUUAGACAUUUGGUUAACUUGGCUCUUUGCCAUAAGUUCUUUGUGAUGGUUAGUAGUUUGUGCAACUGGAGUAUUUGUGAGUUUGAUUUAGUCCUAUGGUGCUUAAUUUGCUGGAUAUUUUGCUAGAAGUUUUAAGGUAGACUUGGAUGAUUAACUGACUACUGAGUAUCACCCAUUACAAUUUCUAAGAGGAGUCUUGCCAAGAACUGGGUUGCCUGUUAUAGACAUUCUCUUCAAAAACACAGAAUGUCCAUUUUUCAUUGCUAAUUUUGCUGUUAAAAAUCAGUGUUGACAAUAUUCCCACUUACCACCAUUAGAGGGAGCAUUAAUUAGCUAUGUCAUGGAAUUGUUUCCAUAGUUUGAAAAACAAGCCAUUCAGUCCAUCAAAUAAAAAUAAAGAUUAACAUUUAGAAAAAAAAUUAAUCUGGAGGAAAAUGACAUCAGUACAAAUGACAGAUGGCCAAAAGCCACUGUAUACUAUUUUCAACCAUUUGGCAGUAGUAUCUUUAAAAUAGUCUUUACUCAAACCUUAGCAAGUAAGUAAAAAAUUCACAGAAAAGCUAAUACUGAGUCAUUUAGCUAUUUCUCAAAUCUGAGAUCCAUUUGCUGUCCUGCUGAUUUGCCAGUAAAAAGCUAGGCAACAGUGCUAAAAUCUGCCUUUUUAUUAUAGAGCAUGUAGAGAGAGAGAAAAAAAAAAAACUCCAGGUGACUUGAAACCCCAAUAUUUAUCCUUUUCCUGUAAGGGAAGUAUCUCUUUUCAAAAAGAAAAAAAGUUAUUGGGGGUAAGAGUUCUUGGUGAAGUAAUGAUUCUUGCAGUCUAGGACAAAAUGAACAACCCAGAUUUGUGUGGUAACACACUUGUUCCUACUGUUUGUCUUUUCCACCCAAAUAUCUCACAACCUAAAAUAGUGGGCAAGUUGUUCCCUGAAAGCAGGAUGAAGCUAUAUAUGAGUGGGACCUCUAAUUUGGGGAAGCAAAGAUAUUGCCAUGUAGCUACUGCUAUAUGUCUGUCUCCGAAGGGCUCCUUUUUCAAACUGACCCACAUUCUAGAAAAUAACCCAGUCUGUAUCUGUUUCUAAAGGAGACAGAUGCCAAUUUCAAUCACUAUUCAACAAUCACAAAUAUCUUCAAAAGAGGGAAACAUAUUUUGCUUUUGGGUUUUAAAUCCUACAAUUUUCUCUUAUUUAGAUCUUCCUGCCAGGAUGCUAUCAGUACUCUUUUAAAAAUUCUUUUUAGUAGCCAGGAAAAAUCUAGAUAAGAUGGAAGCAGAUGUUCUAGAUUUAAGAUCUCUUAAAACAAGCACAGAGAGAAAGAGCUAGUAUGGAAAAGGAAUGUUUUUUUUAGCAACCUAUGAUUUCAAAGGGAAUUUGCUAAACAACAGGAAGGAAAAAAGUCAAAGGGGAAUGUUUAUCUGAAAACAUUUAGAUAAUUUAUGAAAAUAAAAGUUCCUAGCAUUAAAAACAAUGAUAAUGUCUCAGCAUAGUAGGAAAUACUUUCCCCUGUUAUAUGCCAAUAUUUGUGCAAAAGGAAUAAAGAGCCCUAAAUAUGGAAAACAUAAUUCAAAACUAAACAGGAAUUGGAAUUUGUGGAUUUGGUACAGUUCUACAAUAAGAAAAAAGUGAGAAACAAGACAGCCACUUAAACAACUGAAAUAAGAAUCUCUAUAUCAAAAUAACUUGAUUGUAUAUUUUAAAUGAGUUUUAAGGUUUCAUUCCUUAUAACUAUUUUGUAGACCUUUCCCUCCACCAACUCUUAAUGCUUUCAGUCUGUUUCUGGCCAUUCCUUCCACCUUACAUCUUAGGGGUCACAAUAGUUCUUAAGCUUAGAAACACUUGGAUUUGCUUUGUGUAAAAGUUAUACAGGUUUUAGUUUAUCUCAUAGUAUAUCCUUUAAGGGCCAAAAAAAUCAUUUUCCAACCCAUAAACAGGGAGAAUUUGCUUGUUGAUGAAAAGAAAAAAGAUUUCUUCUGGGUAUAUGAAUUUCACUUUUAAGUUCUGUUAUCUUGGUCUGUGUGCACUUCUAUCACACAAACACAGGAGCAGUAUGUUCCUUGUUCAUGCUCUCAUGAAUCAGUUAUUUGCUCUCAGCCUAGAAGUUAAAAAUGAGGUGGCCCUAGGAUCCCAAAGAAAACAUAGAAAAGGCUUGUGUGGCUUUCUUGUUGGGGAUUCUCAAUAAUAUUUCUGAUGCCUGUUGUCCUUAGGAAAAGGGAAAAUAUAGUAAACACAACUAGGAUGUACAAUAGAAAAACACCCAUCCUUUCUGUUGAUAUUGAAGAUGUAAUUUAAUUAGAUGGGGCCAGGCACAGGAGAUAAUAAUAAUUCUGUAGGACAGGCAUCAGAUGAUUUGUACCAGGCUGCCUCUGCUAUGGCCAGCAUGCUGCUAUAAAAAAUAAAAAAAGAAAAGCAAGGUACAACACAGAGCAAGCACAACCCGAGAUGUUCUGGGGAUAGAAGAAAACUUGAGGAUACCCCCUUUCUACUGUGACUUAACUCAUAAAAGAAAUCUUCUAAAAGAAUUCUUCAAUUUAGUUAUGAGUUAAAGUUCAGGGUAAUGGAAGCUCUGGGGAAAAGAACAAAAGAAUCUGGGGGAAAAAUGUAUUCAGCACCCAACAAUACUAAGCCAAAAAGCAGCCAAUCACAAAGCUAGACAGUUUGGCCUGAGAUAUUUAAAGAAACCUUUGGGCUUUUGCAUGGGAAGGGUCGACAGACUUUCUUUUGAGUGAUUUCUGGCUCUGAGAAACCUCUUUACCCAAAUGAUCGAUUUGAUCCCCAAGAAAAAGAAAUUAAAAAAAAAGAAAAGACACUAAAGACAGGACCAUGUGACCUGGUGACAAACAAAAAGGAGAGUGCACUAGAAUUUCAAUAGACUCCCUAAUCCCAUAGAAAAAGCAAAGCAACCCAAUGCUUAGGACUGCUGAUGGUCAGUCUGUAGGGAAUGAAGAGUGUGCUCCAGUUGACCCAGCUACAGACUUUCUGGGGCUAGCCUCAACUUCCCAACUGGAGCCAGGGCAGCCUCUUUCUCUUCUCAGUAUUUUCAUGAAGAAAAGGGCUGUUCUCUUAGUUACAUGGGGCAAACUUUCAGAAGCAAUCUCUGCCUUGGUGCUCAGACUGCCUAGGGAGGCAGAAAAAGGGCACAGAAGAGCUCCUGCCCUUGAAAGAGAAUAUUUUCCUAUUCCCAAAGGCUUUCUAUGUCCAGUUACCAUUUCUGAUAUCACUUAAUCCUCUGCUAGAGGCAAGGCAGUGGUGACUCUGUGUUUUUGUAAACACACGUGGAAAUUACUGAUCCAAAACACUGAGUGUCCAGAUAAUCAGCCUGACCAAAAUACCCCAAAGAUUUUUCUAAGUCUCUCAAGACUUUUUUCUUUGAACACUGAACCAAUAACAGUCAAUGAUGUACAUUAGCAGAUGCCAGAAAAUGGUCAUGGGACAGUUGAAUUUAUUUCCAUUCUUUUCUAGGGUAGCUAGGUAAAUGUGAAGGCUACAUGGCACAAUUUCUUUUUUAGAACUACAUAUUUCCUCCUCUCUGAACAUGGGGUGAGGUUACCCUGGGUUUAAACCAAAACCAUCAUCUUUCCACACCACUGACUGAAACAACCUGCCAUUUCACUAGCUUCCUAUGGUCGUACCUGCUUCUCCACAGACUGAAACCAAAUCUAAAGUAAAAUAUUUUCCAAAAAGACACUGAUAGUAUAGAAUUAUUGCCCUAAAUGAGAAAGCCUGGGAAGAAAACAAAACAUAAGAAAAUUAGAAGACCAUGAAGAUACGUGAACAUGAAUCACUUGCUUUUUAAUAAUUACACUAUCACAAAAAUCAAGCCCUACUCAUGACUGAGGACCGUGGAAAGAGUAACUUUAGGGAAGAGGUACCAAACUUGUCUGGACCUAGCUAUGCUCAGGAACUAGCUGCUACUUCCUAUCUCCCCUAUUUCAUUAGCAGGCAUAGGCUGCAUGUAAAAUAAGACAUUAUAUUACUCAAUAAUGAAUCCCUUAAGAAUAUGAUCACAGGUACCUGAGAUGCUAGUUUCAAAUAUUUCUUAACAUGGAGAAUCAUUCCAACAGAAAGCUUUCCUCACACAGGAUUUAUCUCUAAACUCUUUUUCUUGGCUUUCGUGUGCAUCUGGUUUCUCUGGUGGCUCUUUGUUAAAAUGCAAACUCAAAACUUUCCCAUCUUCUGUGAAAGAACAUAAUCUGUAGAGCACAGACAAAAAGCUAGCCACAGUCAUGGAAGUCCCAGCUUCAGGGAUGUUUGAUAAUGGUCUGAGUCCCUCCUGAGCCGCCUUCAAUUUCAGAGAUUUUUUGUUUAGAAUACUUAUGAAUUUCUAAUAACACCCAAGACCAAAAGAAAAAAAAAAUAAUGAACCCCAUGGGAGACACCUGUUUCUACUACUAUUACAACAGUUCUUGUUGCCCGGCAAUAUCCUUGUAAUUUAUGUGUAGAUUCUACUCAAGAAAGGAUCUUAACCCACUGGGUAUGUCACAGCUGCUGUCCAGAAUAUCUGUCCAUGAGUGUAGCACAGGCGAGUGCACACACAAUGUGAGGUGCUAUUAGUACAAAUCUGUAUAACAUUCAUAUUUCUCUAGUGACAAAAAGAUCAGUUUGGGAAAUUCUGGUUAGAAGUGGAGGGUCUCACAUAUUUCAUACACCUGCUUCUGCUGUGUUGCCUUAGUCAGGUGCCUCGGUUAUCUGUGACCAAGCUUUAGGGCAUUCUGAAGGAGCUCAAACAUCAGUAAUUUCUGUGUAUCCUUUUGUGAGAAACUUGAACAAAUGCUAUAUUUCUAUUGGAUUUACUGGGGUGUGUGUGUGUAUCAGUCUGUGUGUUAUGUAUGUGUGUGCACCCACACAUGAACAUGCGCAUGUGUGUCAGUGUGUGUAUUUAUUGUCUUCUGGGUGCAUGUGUGGUACCUCUCAAAUGAAGCACUCACAGGCAGAGUCCUGGUGCCUAGAUAUGGUUGUUUGUUCUCAUCACUGUACUCAGACUUGUGGCUUCCUUCCCAGGAAACAGUCACCUGCCCACUCUGUUGCUUUUUGUAGCAUUUCCGAGUUGGGAGAAACAAAGGCAUCUUGUUGGCUCUACAGCAAACCCACAGGACAGGCUGUUUUCCUCCCAAAGAAGGUGGAGCACAAGUGCUCAACUGGGAAGCAGACCAGAGGGUGUAGAAGGAGAGCAGGGCAUCUCAUCCAGUCUCUCGGAGGGGAUACGGCCAGGCAAGGUCCAUUGGCCAUCGCAAGGCUAUCCAGGGCUCAAAGGCCUUUGUUCUUUCCUCUCUAAAACCCAGUGUGAGACUCACACACAGAGACCCACAUGUGAGUUUUAGUCCCAAACUAAAGCUUCCUAGUGCUGCCUGCAACCUCCAUGAAUUGUGUCUCCUGAAACCAACGUGGCCUUUGCCCAAGUCUUUCCGUAUCUAGCAAACCAAUAGAUUACCAGCGGGAAGGUGUGGGGGGAAAUCUCUAAGAAUUGUUGGCUAUCACCCAUGCAAGAAUUAAAGUAGAAUGCCACUUUAGCCAAAUAUACUGAAUAAAUGAAUCCGGCUCUCAGGCUGACUCUAAUGGCUUGGUGGCCUAGAAACAGUCAGGUUCAGUUUCUCAUGUUUAUGUCUUUCUUUUUACUAGUUUCUUUUUUUUUUUUAUAGGUAGAUUAUGUCUGAUUCACAGAAUUUAGAGGACACUUUCUUUCCUCUUCUAAUUUGGUGAUUAUUUUUCCUUUUCUAAUUUACAGGCUGUUAACACUUGCAACAUUUUUGUUAUUAUUUUUAAUGUAAAUUGUUUUUCUAUAUCCAGAAUAAGUCUGUGACUGUAGCCAUAAGUAUUUCUUUUACUGGAAAAAUGAAUUUUGUUUUUUGUUGUUGUUUUUUUCCUGGGGUGUUGUUGUUUUUUUUUCUCUGAUUAACAGUACUAGUGACUUUGUGAAAGAUUAUGAGUUACUAUUUAGGUAAGCUUACUUAAGUACAGCACACUACAUUGCAGUAUUUCUGAAACCUAAAACAUACACAUUAUAUAUAACAACUCUGUACUGAAACAUAUAUUACAUUAUAUUCAUUUUAACUUUUGAAUCUGCCUACAAUCAUAAAGUUGAUUUAAAUAUUAUUUCUUUGCAUAUAUCACCUACCACCCACCUGCUGCAGUUAACCUGGUACAUUUAAUAAUCAUCAGGACUGCUCUCAUUUGCUUUUUUAUAUUAUCAGCUUCAGUAUUGUCUUUAGAGGAUUUUUAGGAUUUUUUUUUUAAUGCUCAGACUUGGCAAAUGUAGGAAAGUGAAAACUUUUUAAAACUUUUUUUUUUGAUGUGGCUAUUUUAAAGAGGUGUAUGUUCAAAGUGAUCUUGUUUAUCUGACCCUCUCAGUAUCUGAAGAACAAAAGGAAAUACAUAUGAAUGUAUCUGUGAUUUUCCCCAUUUAGGAUUGCCAAUGCCCAUACUGCUUUUAAAAAUAGACCAGUGAGCCACUUAACUUUCAUAUGAUCUGACCGACUAUCUAUGAUAAGCUGCAUUUCAGAGGGCUGCUCUGGUGAAAAAUACAAGACAAGUGAAAUCUCUGGUUAUCUCAGCCGUGUUCUCCAUUGAUUUUCAUACUGGUUCUUGACUGAAUCUGUUUUCAAUAUGCUUACAAUUAUCUUCACUGGUCUUCAUAAUUUCCCUGUAGGCAGUUUGACACUAUAAUGCUCAUUUCCCAAGAGAUUUGUUUUAACACGAAAACCAGACUUUGAGAAACUUUUUAUUGACAGAGGCUAAUUUACAGACAGAACUCAAAUACUUUAUCACAUUUUUCAAUCUGCAGAGUCUAUAAAAUGGUGGCUCUUGGGUGUCUGAUCCUUGAUAGUUCCACUUGCCUGUUAAAGUGGAAAUUUGGUGCCUUUCUUCUUUAGCUGGGCCACUAUGAAACUUUCAGAAGUCAGACAGUCUAUCUUCCUAUACAAGAUAUACUCUCUGAGAGUAUUUUUCAGAUAAAGAGCUUCUUCAGCUUCCCCCAGUUGUUCAACCCAAUGUCUGGACAUCAGAGUUAUAUCAACCAUUCAUCUAUUCUGGACACUGUACAUUCUGCAACCAUUUUCAUUCCCUUCAUACUAUGUAUUCAAGACAUGAUGAAACCAGCUUUUUCAAUAAAAUACACUACAGAAACCCUCUCUAUACUGUAUUAGUUUAAGUCUCUUCAGUGUGAUCAUACCAAUUCCUUCUUCUAUUUCUCUCAAAUUUGCUUGGAGUCCCCUCAUUCUGGUGGGACUGUCUAUCCAUCAGGUCUUUGCUUCCACCCCAUCCAAAUCCUCAGCAUCCUCACAUCAGGAAGCUUGGUACUCAUUAAGGUUCUACAUACUCAUACUCUGUUUUGAAGGGGCCAAUUUUGAACCAAGUAGUGAAAUUACCACUGUGUUCUCCAUUUUCAGUCAAAUACUUGUCUACUAGACAAACAUGUUUGUAGACUGAGUAUUGGUAAAGCUGUUCCUUCAAUGAUCAUAUGCUCUCUAAACUGAACCAGUAUCGUUAUUUUCUCUUUCCUUUCCCUACCCAUUCCCUUUAUUUCUUGUUUCUUUUUGAAGCUACUUGAAUGACCUAGUGGUCUCAUUACUGGCCCACACAACCCUAAUAGUACCUUGUAAUGCCUGACUGUUUUAUUUCUCAUCCUUCCUCUACCUUUCCUUAAUGUCCUUCUUCAAAUAAGUUCAUAAGCUUGAGAAUCAUAGGUAGAAUGAAACAUGAGGGCUUCGUUGCAGUUUCAGAUUUUAAAAGCUGUCAAUAUUAUUUUGAGAGUGGGAGAACCUGAGUCAUACUUUUAAAUGUCAACUGUACUAGCUGAGAUCAUACUUCCUCUCACCUUUACAUUGGGCCAAAGAUUAAGCAAAAAGUAUUUUCUGGGCUUUUAAAAAUACCACAGUUUUCAAAGUCUUGAGAUGUGUAGACCAUUGCUGAGGGAGAAAAAAAAUGGCCAAUAUCAACUGUUUCAACUCUUAACAAAUACUUAACUAAAUUAUAGACUUAUUUACAGGAAUUUAGAGAAAGGAGUAACACUGUAAAAAAAAAAUUGAUAACUCUCCAGAUCUUAAAAAGCUCUCCUUAUAUAAGUAAGCCACUUCCCAUUGAAGGAAAAAAAUUCAGAAGUUCUUCACUUGCUACCUUUUGGGGGGAGAGGGGAGAAAUCAAUUGGUCUAGAACUUUGAACAGUAAUCUAUAAGGAAUAAAAAGUUUUUCAAGUGCCUGAUUUGUGACCAAUGAUUGUUUAAACAUACACAUAGUAUGUGCAUAAAGAAGACAAGAGAAGGAUGGAUAUGCACUUUACGGGCUGUGCAGAAUAAACAGUGUUCAGUUCCUAAACAUUCACCAUAUAAUUUGGUCAUCAUGUUAAAUCUUGUUCCAGUAGAUUUUAUUUGUAUGGUUUUCAGAGCACUGCUCAGAAGACUGAUGUCAUCCUGAGCAUCUCUUUCAGGAUGCUGGUACAGUCGUUACAAUAAUCCUGUAACACAGUCAUCCGGCCAUGGCAAUAUCGCCUCUCUGGCUCCUCUGAAGAUGAAUCCUCUGACAUUUGGAAGUGCACAGAAGUAUGCUUUCAAUUCUUGCUUUAUGGCUAACAAGCAGAACCAUCACUUAAUAUCACAAAUGGAUUCUUAGUUGACUUGAGGCUUGACCCAGCUUUUGUCUUGAUCAAAGGAACUUGUAACAUCAACUCACACCAAAGAAUGCAGUAGAAUAAAUGGAAGGUUCAGAAGCCUUCCUGCAGCAGGUGUUUAGCAGGAAACUAGUUUCUUAAAUCCAACAUUUAAAUUGCUUAAGAUUGUGAUCUUCACUUGCUUUCCAAGUGAGUUUUAUGUUCUUUUCCUUUGUCCAUUUUGAGUCUUACUAUCUUGAAGUAUCCUUUAUCUGAAGUACUCUUCUCCUCAGCAUUGGCUUCUGAAGGAAUAAAAAAUUCUCUUUUCCAUCCUAAAAUAUUGUUAUCACUUCAACUAUAAUGUUGAGUAGAAAAGGAUCUGGUUCUGAAAGAUCUCAUUUGAUCCAGGUUCCUUCAAGCUGUCCCAAGAAGAGUGCCAACCCUGAUAUCGGAGAUUUCUUACCACAAAUCUGUGUCAGUCAAAGAUUAAUGCCAGUAUUUAAGAGGCUACCAGAUGUGGGUUUCUUAUUCUUCAUAAGCCUCCUGUUUGUCCAAAAUGACACAUGUCAAGAACACCAAGAGCCCUAACAGUAAUUAAUGCAGCAAAAUAAUGGUCAGAAACAUUACAGUAUAUAUCUGGAAGUUUAGAAAGAGAUUUUUUUCUUCUCUCCCCACCCCCAAGAGAAAGCUUGUUUUUCCCCCAACCCCUUACAAUGCAUUUCAGAAAGACUGCAUCUCAUUUUACAGAUAGGUAGUUUUAGUAUUUGCAAAUAUAGUUUAGCAAAUGUUCUGAGAAUGAGGCUGGUAGCAAACAAGUUUAUUUUCUGCACUGGACUUUAGGACAAGUGUGCAUAGAUACAAUUCCUUCAAAGAAAGUGAAACAUGGUAAAGCAAAAGGAUAGUACUUUUACACAUUAAAACAGUUGUUUGCUAUCUGUAAACCUUGAUUUAAGCAUAAAUAUAACAUUUUAGGUACCUGAAACUGGAGGAAUGUGUAUUUUAGUAAAGUCUAUUUGUUGAUUUGUUUUUUUCUUUUAUCUCGUUCUUCUUAAGAUAAGAAAAGAUUUGAAUUCUUUCAUUUGAUACUUUAUCCCAACCAUACAAAAAUCUUCCAUCUUCCCAUUAAGGAGUGUUUUCUCCAUGAAAAUCUUCUUUUUAUAAUGACACCUGAGAGAGUUAAGUUCUGUUAUUCUGAUGGCUUUGAGGAGAGAAAUUCUCUCUGCACUUUGAUAGAAUAGUUAAAAUAACUAUGUAUUGAGAAAAACAUCCCUCUAUACCUAAAUAAAUAGAUUUGGGGCCAAAGAAUGGAAACUGGUUGCAGGUGAAGGUCAUGCAUGCCAUACUACAAAUCCUUAUUGUCUCCUCAAAACCCUUUUAGAAAUAAGGCUUGGAGUAAAUUAAUAUAGUAUAGAAAAAUCCAGGAAAAAAAAAAGGAAGGUGCUAAAAGAAUGCCAAAAUCCAUCUAUAGAUCUUUACAAUUGUAGGGAUUUCUUUUCUAUUCACAGUAUAAGACUGUAUUCAGGUCUUCGUAAGGUCUUAGAUACAGCACUUCCUCCUCCAUCUCACCUCCCCCACCUGGACACUGAGGUGACUGAGAUUCACACAUCGAAACCCACCCAAAUUCGACACUGGGUGUAGGGGAAGAAGUUGUAAUAUUACAUUUGAAGCAAAGUGUUUCAGUUUAUCUCAGUUUACAAAUAGCAUGAUAACCUUUCAAUAACCUGCCUUGUGCAUUAAUUUACAUUCUUGGCUCAAACUUGAAUUGCAAUUUUAAUUAAGUGAACACAGGAAAAACAAAGAGGGGGACAAGAUGAUAGGAUGAGACUAAAUUUGAUACAGUUUUGAAUUCCUUAGGGUCCUUGGAGAAAGUUGUCACCAUCCACAUUGUUUCUGCGUAUCCCUCUUGAUAGUUCCAAGAAUUAGUACAGUAGCUACAUUCCUUUGUAAUUCUAGAUGCUUCUUUAUGCUAUUCAACAUAUCUAAAGAAUUCAUAGAGACCCUUGACUGCUUCUGUACAUAAGGUACUCGCCAGUGCACAUGGGGAGUGUGCAAAAGCAUAAGUGAACGUAAUAUGCUUCAACUUUGAGAUGAGAUUUUCCAAGCCUCUAAAGUGAUUUGGUGUGUUCAUAGCUGGGCAAAUCUUGGAAAAGAAAUAUAGUUACUCUUCCUUUCCUUGAGCCAAAUGUUGAUUUGCAAUUGGUUAUAAAUUUGUGUAUGAACAUUUUAAAAAAUAUUUUUCAGCAGUUAACUUUCUUCCUUCAUCCAGUUUGUUUGAACCUUAAUCUUUUUUUUUCCUAGGGCCUAUUGAGAUACCAAGGAUAAUUUGCAUAUAUCUCAUGAAAGUUCACUUUUGUCUUAUUGAAAUUCUUUCAAUGAUUUCAAUGUGGUUUUCAAAACAGAUGAAAAUGAGAUCUUUUAAUAAUCCUCAUCCUGGCAAACAAAAAGUGAAAAGCUGAUGGUAAAGAAAAAUCCGUGAUAACUUUGUUUUUAAAGUAAUGUGCUGAACCCACUAUGCCAAUUGUUUCCAUGGCCUAUUCUGUUCGCCUAUUUAUGAGAUAUUGAUUCUUCUGAAACUUCCAGCACACAUGUAUGGGUCUGAGCAGACAAGCAGAUUCACAUUUGCAGAGUUAGGAUCCAGACAAACAGUAGACAGAUAGAUACUUCACUGGUAUCAAAUGCAAAGCACUUCUCCAGACUCACUGAUAUUCUCACAUCCCAAAUGAAUUCUAGAUUAAUCUUAAGCAAGAAAUAAGCUCUGUAAAAAAAAUUCCUGCUCUGAAUAUGUUCUUUUUUUCCUUGCUGACUAAUACAAGAAGAGAUAUAAUGCAGAACCUCAAUUUUGGAGUAAUCAUUUACUUUUGUAUUUAAUAACUGUACUUUUGCGUGAGAGUAUCAUUUAGUUAUGUGUACCAAUUUUCAAUACAUCAUUUUGAGAGAGGCCUUGAGAAUUUCUGUGUAUAUGUAUGUAUAUCUGUAUCUGCGUGUAGUCAGGGGAAAAAAAGAGAAAUUAAUAGAAGAGAAAUCAAAUGAAGGAAAGAGAGGUCAUCGUGUUCUUAUUUAUGUUAUGUAAGGUGGCUGCUACCUGUAGCCCUUGAAGAAUAGCUGAUUGCCCCAUUUCAAACAUAAGAACCUGGAACUUUCAAAUUUAAGGUCAUGUUUUAGGAAGCAGGAAAGUUCUAUUUUCUUGUCUUUCUGCCCAUUCCUUUUAGCAUCAGAGCCAUCUAACCCGAUAAAACCCAUUAAACAAAAACCACUACUGACCUUUCCAUAAAAUAGUUACUUUUCUUUUUUCAAUACCCCUGGUCUUAACUCAGCUACUUCCCUCUAUUUUUUGCCUAUUGGCUUAAUGUUUUACAAAAUAAUAUAUAGGUGUAUACUAGUUGUUUCUUUCUUUGAGCUGAAACAAACAGGGGCAACAAAGGAGAUGACUCACAGAAGUGUGAGGUGAAGACUGAAUUUCCCACUUUUGUAGCACUGGUAACCUUUAGUAAGAGCUGUUUAGGAUUGAGCUUUGAGUGUAUAAUAGGACUUUUUUUUUUUUUUUUUGCACUAAGUAUGACUGCACUGUAUUGCACUACUGAAAUGUAUUUACUUGUGCCAGGAAAGAGUGUGUUAGGUAAGGGAAAGAAAGAGGCAAGUUGGGAAGCCAAAAGCGUCACUGAAAUGGAAGAGUUUUUCUAUCCUGCUUGGUCUUAGUAGAGUAGGUGAGAACCUAUAGAAUCUUUGCCAACUCUUGACCAAGCCUAGCAACAGCCAUGCUGAUAAAACCUGUUUUCUUUUUGUAAAGAAGUUGGACUAGUACAACAAAUAGAGGAUAUUUCAGAAGAAAUUUUACCUAAUGUUUUUUCUAAGUUUCAGUAAGAGCUGACAUAGUGAGGAAACCAACUGAUACCACAUGAAGGACUUGACCUUGGCCCGCACCACAAAGCCCUUGCUGAAAGAAAGAAGGAAGGAAGGACAUGAAGGAAGGGAGGAAGGAGGGAAGGAAGGAAGGAAGGAAGGAAGGAAGGAAGGAAGGAAGGAAGGAAGGAAGGAAGGAAGGAAGGAAGGAAGGAAGGAAGGCAAGAGGCACAGCCUUGUCUGUGUUGAGAUAUCCUUUCACUCUGAGCAUAUUUUUCUAUCUAUUUUUCCAUCCAUGGGUGAUAGGCCAGAGGCAUAGCCUUGUCCAUAUUGAAAUAGCCUUUUACUCUGAGCAUACUUUUCCAUCCACGAGUGAUAUUUAGACCGGGCUAACAAAAGAGGAAGGCCAUGCAUGUGGUAAAGUUUUGUAUGGUGACAGUAAGGGAUCAGUGCAAUAAACCUUGAAAACCAGUGAGGUGAAAGGCUUAUUCUGCAAAACGCUAGGCCAACUUGAAAAUUGGAGGAAGAAUUAAAAGAUUCAUCAGAACCUACCAGCUACUUUGUCAUAGAUUGUCCUUAUUGAGCAGAGAUCUUAAUAGUGCCUAAAAGUCUAGUUGUUUCUUCCCUAAUUUUGUUGGAGGAUUUAUUUUUAUUGCCUUUUAAAAAAAUCUUAAAAGCAGAGUUUGACAGCUCUAUAGUAACUGUUAUUAAGAGAAUCUUGUCCUACUAGAAAAGCAAUAGAUUGUGUGGGGAAAAAAGUAACAAAAGAGUAAAGAUGCUGAGAGACUUCCAGAAUUUAAGGUGACUGCUUUUGCAAAUUCUGGCUCAGUAAGCAAGUAUUGCAACCCAUAUAAACAGUUAAUAUUGAAUUUCUCUGAACACUCUUGCUUGUGAGAGCAUCGGUUUGGGAAACUCUCAAUUGAGGCCUCUAUUCUAAGAUUACACUAUUGUUACCUGUCUCUUUCUUUCUCCUCCUUAGCUUCUGCCCAAGUCUACCAUUGCAAAUUGAAUUUUUGAAAAAAAGUUAUCAGCCUUGCUAGUUGGACAAAUUCCAUGUAGAGCUUUCACAACUAACAUAGCAACCCUUAAGCACUCAAAGUAUUAUCUCUAUUUAAAAGAAGAAUUAUAAAUGCAGAGCUGUUAACAGAUACUUAAAAAUGCCUACUGGGUAUGCUCUAAGACAGCAUGACUGCGACAAACCAAAGCUUUAGAAAGAAAAAAAUAGACCUUUUAAACAUAUACUUCUAUUAACUGCCCUAGGAUAUUUUUCAUGAAACUUCGGGGAAGAACCUCUUCCUUGAAUCUUGCAUAUCCAUUCUGGUUCUAUCACCAAAGAUUUUCAUCUCUACAACCCAACCUUCUCUUUCCCAGAGAAAAGAGCUACAAUGGGGUCAAGGGAUAUGCUUUUGUUGGUCAAGGGAUGAAAAUUUGGUUUUUCUUCUGUUCACAGUGGUAUUUUCAGGAGACCUGGGCAUUGGAGGAGCUACUGAACUGUCCUAUGACCUAAGGUCUGCUCAGAGGCUUGGAAAAUACAUACUAGCACUUGACACUGUCAACUAUUUUUUUUAAUAAAGUCAUGACCUAGAGGCUGAUGGAGACAAACACAUUUCCAAGGAAAAGAGUGAGCUGAAUCAUUUGGAACUGAACAAGGAUCAUUGGUGAACUGUAGGGUGGCAUAUAACAAGUGCAGAUAAGAUCUCUGUGAGGUCCAAGCCAACAGUAGUGAACUGUGGGGUAACAGAUAACUGGCCAAUGAAAAGCCACCAUCUAGGUAGGUGGUGUUGGGGUUACUGGAGUAGUUGAGAUGUCUGUAACCAUGACAAGGAAAAUAUUUGGAGGCUGACCUGUUAUGAUAGUGCCUUUCUUGUUAUAGCAAGUACUCGAUUAAUAAUUUAUUCAGUUAUACUUUUUGGACCAUUGUCCCCAGUCUUCUGAGGAGAUCUAAAAGGACAGUAUCCAUUUAGGAAAAAGGGAUGUGAUGUUGCUCCUGGGAUGCUAUGAUUUGAUGUUUGCACUAGAUUCUAAACUUUUUUAACUGGAGCAACUGAAUGAGGGAAAAACCAAGGACAACUCAACCAAAAGCAGUAUUGUCUGAUUUAUUCUACUUCCUAUUCUUCUUCUUUGUCCUCCUCUUACUUCUCCCUCCUCUUCCUUUUCCUUCUUCUCUCCUCUUCUUCUCCUCUCCACUUCUUCCUCCUUUUCCUUCUUUCCAUUCUUCUUUUCUAUCUUUUCUUCACCUCUUCAUUCUUGUGCUUACUUUUCCUCUUUCCCUUCUUUUUUCUGGGAGGAUACUUUACAUCUGUUGUUAACAAGCUCAACUCUUACCAAUUCUUUUCCUUCAUUUUUUGCUCCACACCAAGCCAUCAAUGUGGAUCAAUCAUCGGUUAGGGAUAGUUCAUAAAAGGAGCCUCCCUUUUCUCGCCUUCUCUGAAUCGUCAAGGGCCAACAACAGUGGGCAGUGAGGAAUAGAGAGAUAUACAUUCACCCCAUGCAGCCCAGCCUUUUCAGAGCCAGUAAUGUGGACAUUGUGUUAACAACUGAGUUGACAUGUCACUACUCAAAAGACAUUGGAACCUAAAGGCUCAUCCUAAUGGAUGCUCAGAAGGAAAGAAACCAAUGUGUUGAAGUAAACAAAAGUCAGCCUGCUUCUUUUGUCUCUUCUUUAACCCACCUUCCCACCAUGUCUCUCUCUCCCUCAGAAUUAUAUCUCAUCUCAUAGGUUACCAGAAACGAUAUUUGAUUCCUUGGUUUCUCUCUUUUAUCAGUGGGCUGGAAACUCCUCCAAAAUUAGAAACAAAUACCAUUCAUAGCUUCGCUGUCACCAACCACUUUCCCAGACAGUAUCUACCUGGUCUUGACCAGUCAACAAAGAUAAUUCAUUUUCCUUUUUGUUUCCAUUUCCAUUUCACUUGUGGGUGAGGCUAUAGAAAGAUGGAAACCAUGAGAAGAGUCCAUAGGCUGCAGUUCUAGGGCAUAGCUUGUCAGGAGUUUAUUUUUCCAAAAUAUAUCUUUCUGCACCUGUGUUCAGUUUAAUCUCUUGCCCUUGAUGAUCAUUUCUAUUACAUUUGUGGUUAUUUUUAUAAGAAAAGAGUCCAUUUGCUGUGUCUAUUUGAGUGCUCUUUUUCUAUUUCCCUACAUGGACCCAGCUCCAACCUGUUAAUGAAGUAUCUUUUUAUUAUGUUCUUAAUAUGUAAUUCUACUGUAGACCAAAAAUAUAAAAACAAAUUUGUUCCCUUUAAAGAUAUAAAGAACUAGUGAGUGAAAGAUUUAAGAGGUGAAAGACAGAAGAGCAGUGGUUAAUUAUGUUGAGUUAGAAAUCUAAGAGUAGCCUUACCUAGUUUUUAACCAGUGCUUGCCAAUCAUACCAUAGUUGGGAUUAUAUUAUCUUGGCUUCUUCAAGCGUAUGUUCUAUAAUUCUUAUUUGUCUGUUUGUUUUAUUUGAUGUAAUUGAGGUUGCACAUCAUGCUAUUUUUGACAAUGCCUGAUUUUAUUAUAUUGUAAUUUUAUCAGUCAUUUUCUUUAGAAGAAUGAGGGGGAAAGUUUUAUUUCUUCUUUUAAUUUAAAAUUUGUUUUAUGCACUGGAAAUAAAAUUGGACACAAUUCACUGUUUAAAAGUCAAAAACAAAACAAAACAGCAACCAUGAAGAAAAAGCCAGCAAGAAAACAAGGGGGGAAUAAGCUCUGAAAAAAAGUUUGUCCAUUCUGAAAACACAUGCAAUCUACAUCCCAUGUGAAAGACCAAUGCCAUCAAGUAAAAAAUUAUAUAUAUAUAGAUAGAUAUAGAUAUGUGUGGCAUAUAUCUAUAUCUAUAUAUAUAUAUUACAAUGCUGAAAAUAUAUGAGGAGCCUGUGUUCAAUGGAAAUGUAGAAAACAUGGAAUUUCUUUUUGAUGGGAGAUCUUGUCAUUGCCCCAAUGAAUACCUAAAUAAUUUGGAUAUGGAGGGAAUUGUGGACUGUCAAGGAAAUAACCACAGCCUUCCUGAUAUUACUGGAGCUCUGGGUUAUUACUUUUAUCCUAUGCUUCAGCUCCAUUCAGAGAAGAAACAUACACACACACACACACACACACAGAAAGUGAUUUGUAUACAGUACACAAACAUGCACUUUGGCGUCCUAACUGCCCAUGUGCUACCUCACUGAUUUACAGUGAUGGUCCUACAACAUGGGAUUCUAUCAGUGACUCAUUGAAUAUUGGCAUAUGCUAAAGAAACUCUUGAAUCCAGACUGCUCUUCCUUUAUCAGCACUUCCCAAUACCUACAGGGCCAACUAGCCAUACCCGUGCACAGUGAAAACACAGCUCUUUACCAACUGGCUACAUCACUUGUGUAAUAUUUGCUGGGUUUUUCUGGUUUUGUUUUGUUUUAGAAUAUGGGUGGGAGUGGAUGUAACUUCACAAUCCUAAUACAGUAAAUGUUUUGCAUCUUCCAUGUUUUAUGCAAAAAUAGACAUUUAAAUCAAUAAAUAAUUGUGCCCUAGACUGAAAGUUAAUGUUUAGGAGAGGGGAAAAUUGUUGGAAUUUUUUCUACAUUUUUUUGUGAAGAAUCUUUUUUGGAAAGGAAGGAUACAUAUUUUUGUUGUGUGAUAUUUUCUAUUUUUGAAUGCAUUUUAUUGGUACAAGACUGUUUUUUUGGUGAAGACAUUAUUUAAAAAAAAAAAGAAAAAAAAACUAAUCGAAAAGUUUGCCCUUAAGGAUAUGCUGCAGUUUUGAGGUUAAAAAAAUAACUGAUUCAAGAUGCGUGUUAAAAGUUGGGAUUAUAUUGUUGUUUUUUGUAAUUGUUACAAGAAGAAGUUUGUACCCACUGCUGUUUAUUUUGUUUCAGAUGAGUAAGUAAAGGGAUUGUUCUUGUUUUAUUCUUUUUUUAGAGAAAAAAGCUAUUUAUGAAAUGUCAAAAACACUGGACUGUGAGUUUAAGUGUGGAAGCAUUUUACCACCCUGUGUCUUCAACCAAUUAUGGGAAACCCCUUUUCUCUUCCCCCCCGCCUUAGCCUUGCCAAAUGAGAAAAAAAUAAUAAUAAUAACAGCUCUCAGAUGAUUGAAGCCACCGAAGCCCUGCUUUAAUUUUUAUGGUUUAAAAAAGUUGGAAAACCAAAGUUAAAUUUGUUUCUGAAAUCCUAUUGUCCAUUGCCUUUAUUGUUGUCGUUGUUGUUUGAAUAACCCAGCCUGUAGGCUCUGCCUCUCUAUCUUAGAUCAUUGCCUUCUUAGGGACUGGGGGCCAGCUCUGCUACAGAGAGAGGCCUACAGGUGGUGAACCUGAAUGCUGAGGUCUCACAGAGAAAAAUGUGAGUGGCACUUCAGUCUUUCAGGGGCAACCAACCUUCCCCAUCCUGGGCAAGGCUGCCAGGAGAGCACAACACCAACAAUGACUGCCAUCUCCUUCACCUUCUGCUUCUAACCCCCUCCAGUUUCCAUGGCUCUGCUUUCUCAGCAGCUGACAUCCCAUGGAUGGGAGGAGGCAGGAAUCCAAAUGGAAGACAUGGCUGCAGGUGCUAUGAAGGCACCGUCAGCCCUGGGGGAGGCAGGGCAAGGGACCACUCAGCACACGGGACCUUGCCGGCCUCCUCUGACUCUGUGGAUUGUCCAUCCAUCUGCUCACUGUGAAGAUGGAGAGGCAGUGUGCCCUGAGGCUGUCCAAUAGCUUUUCCAUAUUUUUUCAACAUUGAAAAAAUAAUUUUAAAAAACUGUGAUAUAUAUUUUUUUGGAAAAAAAAAAUCAUUUGGCUGGAGGGAAGGGAAAAGGGAAACACCAAAAGCUGUAACAUGAUUAACUGGAGAUAUUUAACUGGGGCACUUUUAGACCAAGUCAAAUACAUUCUUAUCUGGACCCUAAAGCAGCCAAAUCUUGAGACUGUCAAUGAUAGAAAGCUGAAGAGAGGCCUCCAUCUCCUCCUUUCUCCUUUCUUCUCUUUGUUUCAAAAUUCUCUCUUGUUCCAAUUCCCUCAAAUGACUGCUCCAUGGCCCUCAGCCUCUCACUUCAUGCACACACACACACACACACACACACACACACACACACACACACACUCACUGGAAAAGUACCAUUUUUCUUAAAGAUUGUGGGACCGAAUAAAAUCAUGUGCCUUCAUUUUUUUCCUUUUAUAGUUAGAUGAACCUCUUCUUUUUUACAAUGUUAAGGUGGGGGGUGGGGAGAUAGGGAGGCUGAAGUGUUAGUGGAAGACUUGGGCAUCAUUUGAUGAAUCAUUUUUGUUUAGCAUACUUCCCCUAAACAUUCAACACAAACAGCUGAAGCCCUUCACAACACCCUUUGGACAUCUAGAAUAUCAUUAAUCAGGUACCUUGACAACUUCAAUCCACUUGAGUUUAGAGCAAUUUCUGUUAUUUCUAUUGCAUGGACCUCUUUGAUUUUUAUCAAAAUGAGGUGAGCAAGGCAAGCUGCCUCAUUCUCCUGAUUGGUGCUUUUGCUCCUGUUGUAGGAUGGGCAUGAGGGUGGGGGUGGGAGUGGGGGGUGUUUCAACAAAGGGUGCAUUCCUAAAGAUCUCUGGUGCUGAAGGGCCUUUCAGAGACUGUCUUUGACACACUUUAAAUACAUAUACAUGAAUGGUAUCACAUGCAAUAUUUAAAUGGAGCAAUGGAAGAGGCUCUUUGAAAUGGGGUUUUGCAUCUUUUUGUAACUUUUUGAUUUCUCUGGUGCCUUAUUCCUAUUUGAAACUGGCACUGACAUACCCACAAGAAACGGACACAGAAAUCACCCUCAGGAGUGGGGACUUUGAGUAUGCAGGGGCCACAAAAAAGGUCAGUGUCAGUUGGUGAGGGAAAAUAUAUGACAUCUCAGCUAAAUCCAAGCAGGGACUGCACACGUCAUCACAGUCAAAGUGAGCAAAUCUCAUAUGCAGACACACACAAACAACCAAUUCAUUCUUUCUUGUCUUAGCUCUCCUUCCUGCUUCCUUUUCUAUCUCUACCUUCUCAUAACGGUGCUGCUGCUGCUGCUAAGGUGCCCGGAGUCCAGAAUGCCCAGUAAUCACUCAGGCACAAGCCUGUCACUGCCACGCCAGCCCCUGGCACAACCAAGCCCAGGUUUCUCUUGCUUUGGGGCUGAGAACAGUCAGAUUCUUCUCAUCAAAAAAUGUUUUCCAAGGAAUCAAUGGAUUACAGUUAUUCUGCAUUGAAAAUGCACUUUAAAAAUAAAUAGAAGCUCCAGACUGCUUAAAAUAUACAGAGGGAGCAGGGGAAAGAUAAACAUGCUAUAGUGUCUGAACCCAGUUCAGUUUAUCUCCAGUUGAAAUAAUAUACACUCUAUUAUGUAUAAAUGUAUACACACUUGCUAUAUAUACCCACAUAUAUAGUGUAUAUAUUAUACAUAUAUAGGUGUGUUCAAUGUGCAUGUGUACACACAUGCGCAUCACAAAAUCAGUGCUCAUUACAAAUCCAGAUGCUCAUUACAAAUCCAGAUGCUACCCAGACAGCAGCAGAGGAAACAAGGUUGGACUCUUGCAACAGAUCACAAAAAAUAGAAACAGCCACUUGCAGUGACUUUGGUCAUUUCUGUAUGUUCACAAGGAAUGGAUUGUAACAAAGAAAAAAAAAAAGGAACGGUGUUAGGGAAGAGAGGAAAACUGGGCGAAACCAUCUUGAUCCAAUGCAGUAAUGUUCUAUACCAUUUCAUCUGCUUUCUUUUAGUCAUGUUGAUUUGAUUUCCGUUUUUUGGCUAUUAAAAAUAUUCUAAACGCAAGUAACCACAUCCAAGUGAAUACAAACAACUACAGUGAAAGCCCUUUUCAGAGGAAGAUGUCAGAAAUCUCAAAACCCUUGGCCUGGCUCAGAGCUACCAUGUGCAAAUCAAUUCUCUUUUAAUGUUUGAAAUAAAAACUGAAAAAUAAAACUUUUUUGAAGCACCUUAACGUGGCUAUCCAUUUGAGGAGUGGGUGCCACUUUUUUCUUUGAGCACCUUAUUGACGUGUUUUUGCUAUCUGCUGUCUUUCUGUUACCUGUUGGCUGACUGGCUAGCUGUUAACACAUGCAUGUGCGCAGAUCAGACCUCUGGGCAUGUGUGUCCUCAAUGAAGUUUACUGUGGUGACUGCUGAAAGGUGAACCCAUUUCCUGAUUUUCCUGCCACAGUGUUGUGAUAAGAUUUGAAGAAACCCUUUUCCCAGGAACGUUUCUUAUCACAUUGGAUCUUCAUACAGAAAGGAAUGAGGUCCCUUUUAUGCAAUUGCUACUGUGUAUACACACACAUUGACAUAUGCGCACAUACACUGUAUAUUCAGAUCUAAAUACAUAGACACGUGCAUGUACGUGCACACACACAAGCAUAAUUCAUUUGUCCAAGUGAUAUUUCCAGUGUUGGUGUCACAGACUGUUUCUGCAGUUUCCAUUUCCCAAGUGAAUUUUGAACAGAAGGAAACUUUUCUGACCAGACUAUCUUUUCAGACUGAAGACCUGGGAACUGGGGAAGAAUUUGGAAGAGAGAGAGAGAGAGGCAAGGAAAGACAGCUGUAGACUGGAAGAGUAACUUUCUAAGAGGAAUGUGGGCUGAAUGACUGCAGACCUACCCUCUGUCCUGAUGCGUGGACAUAAAACACUGCUUGUACCAAUCUGUGUGCCGUAGAAAUCCACACAUCCAUGAACACUUUCAUCCUCCCGUAGAUACAUGGUUUGUGAUGAGCAGGUCAAUAGUUUUGAGAGGAAGUUUGUUCCUUUUUUUUUUUGUUUCUCUCAUUAUACUCUUAACUUGUCAGUUAUCAAACAAACAAACAGAAAAAUUGUUUUGAAGAACCUUGCAUACGCCUUUUCUAUCAAGUGCUUUAAAAUAUAGACUAAAUACACACAUCCUGCCAGUUUUUCUUACAGUGACAGUAUCCUUACCUGCCAUUUAAUAUUAGCCUCGUAUUUUUCUCACGUAUAUUUACCUGUGACUUGUAUUUGUUAUUUAAACAGGAAAAAAUUUCAAAAAAAAAAAGAAAAAUUAACUGUAGCGCUUCAUUAUACUAUUAUAUUAUUAUUAUUAUUGUGACAUUUUGGAAUACUGUGAAGUUUUAUCUCUUGCAUAUACUUUAUACGGAAGUAUUACGCCUUAAAAAUACGAAAAUAAAUUUUACAAGGUUUCUGUUUUGUGUGGAAGAGUAAUUGAUGUUGCUAAGAAUGAUGUUUGUUUUUUGGGGUUUUUGUUGUUUUUUUUUUAAAUGUUACCAGCACUUUUUUUGUAAGUUUCACUUUCCGAGGUAUUGUACAAGUUCACACUGUUUGUGAAGUUUGAAUAUGAAGGAAUAAUUAAAAAAAACUCUCUUGU